Lachancea lanzarotensis is the source of this 2757-nucleotide messenger RNA. It is a transcript of the gene KCS1, whose product is annotated as LALA0S02e09252g1_1. The record is from RefSeq and is a predicted model, not a curated record. The transcript has a single exon. Gene Ontology annotation, cellular component: nucleus; cytoplasm. Gene Ontology annotation, biological process: inositol phosphate biosynthetic process; phosphatidylinositol phosphate biosynthetic process. Gene Ontology annotation, molecular function: inositol hexakisphosphate kinase activity. Bases 1 to 2757 code for a protein of 918 amino acids. NCBI's taxonomy places the organism in Eukaryota, Fungi, Ascomycota, Saccharomycetes, Saccharomycetales, Saccharomycetaceae.
AUGGUUCCCACCACUCACGAUACAAAACAAGAUGAAUUGAGCUCCCUUACCAAACAUCUCCAGGACGUCAACAUCUUCGACAAACAGAAAAUGCCAUCAAUGAUCCAUGGUAGAAAGGCCAGUACGUAUUUGCGCGUAUUCCAGGAUGACGAAAGUACGGCCAAAAAAAAACCUGGAAGUGGCAGUCUGCCAUCUGAAAAGCACUUGGCGUGCGACGACGAUAUCCAGGUGUCACAGCAGCAGCAGCAUCACCAACCACCACCAACAAAGUCGCACUAUCAUGGUCCACUUCCACCGGGCUGGAAAAUGAGCUUUUUUGAAAAGCGUACCGAAAAGCCACGUCCCACUCCGCCUCCCAGAAGACACUCAUCCUCAACAUACGACGUUCUACCUCGCUUCAGGCACAUAGGGCUGCGAGACAAGCUCUCUAAAGCCUCUCAUAGUCGCAGAAACAGUCGUUCUUCUUAUAAAGACCCUGUAAGAAGCUCUUUACGCAGAAUGACCAAUAAUGCAUCCGUGGAGGAAAAAACAUCUCUGUGGCAGGAAAAGACACCGCCCAUCACAAUCCAAGAGUCAGUACCGCUGGAGUCCGUACCUCCGGAACUUUCGGCCAAACCUGUAGAAGCAGGUAUCGAGCCUGAAGUAUGUGACAAACUCCUGACGCUGAAGCCAAUUUCGUCAGCCACUUACUAUCCGCAUCAAUCCAAGUCUGAGCCUCAAGGAGAAGGCCUUCUUGAGAGAGCUUCAAUAACUCCGACGCCUCAGGAGCGGCAAGAUAUAGGGACACAUAUCCAUAUUUCUCCUGUAAAAAAUCCAAGUUCGUCGGCAGACUCACAGCCAGAGCUUGAAGACGACGAGACUGCCGUAGAUGUUUCACAUCAUGAAAAGCAAGAUGACGACAGUGGCGAUGAUGAAGAGGUAUACCCUUUAGCUGUCGAAUUACAGCCAUUUCCAAACAAGGUCGGAGGUCACACAGCAAUAUUCAGGUUCUCUGAAAGAGCGGUGUGUAAGGUUCUUGUACGUAGGGAGAAUAUGUGGUAUGAAAACAUCGAACAACAGCACAAGGAACUCUUAGAUUUUAUACCUCGUUACAUUGGCGUACUAAACGUCAGACAACACUUCAAUUCCAAAGAAGAGUUCCAGCGCGAAGUAGAACGAGAAAAACAAGUGAAACUCGUAAAGAAGCAACACAAAAUGGACUUUUUAUCUGGGAAAGUCUCACAACCACAAGAUGUCAUGACAGCGAGCGCACCCGUAGAGUUCAAGAACCCUGAAGUCCUAUUGGACGACAACAAGCAUAUUAUUCCAGAUUCAUUGUGGUACAAAUAUUCACACUCCCCAGAGUCAGCGCCCGGCGAUUCUUACCUUUCAUCGCAUAGCCUUGACCGUGAGGACUCAUUGCUCAAAGAUUCAGGUUCAACUGUAGUGAAUACUAAGUUACAAGAGCUGAUUUUGAAGGAGGUCUUUGCUCCAACAAAGCGGAAACCGCAUACUCGUAACUCUUCUUUAGAUAAGUUGAGCAUCAAGAACAAUCCUUCGGCAGCAGACCUUUUAGCGUUAAGCAGCAGCAUGAGAAGAAACUCGCAUGAAUUUCAAGGGCCGGACGAUGGUGUUCCCUCACCUGCUUUACUUCCGCGUUCUACUAAGGCCAGUUUGUCAAAAAACAUUGACUCACACAGUUCUGUACUGGAUCUCAAGCAGUUCAACCUUCGCAAAAUGGCUCAGAUUGAUGCAGAUGAUCAGGACACGACUGAAGGACCCCUUUCACAGGAUGAAGAACUACAUCGGACAAGUUCUUUACGCCACGAAUACAGUAAUUCUGCGGAUGGCGAAGACGGUGUGUUUUCAAUGGAAGAGGAAGAUAUACCUCGCUCUAAGAGCACAUCUCACAAUGAGUCCGUAAUGUUUGAAGAAAAUUCUCACACGAUCGUGUCAAAAUUCAUUCUCUUGGAGGAUCUUACGAGAAAGCUUGAUAAACCAUGCGUUCUGGAUCUCAAAAUGGGGACGCGGCAGUAUGGUGUCGAUGCCGACAAGUUCAAGCGUAUUUCGCAAAGCAAAAAGUGUCGCAGAACGACAUCGCGGAAGCUUGGCGUUAGGAUAUGUGGAAUGAAAAUCUGGAACCAGGAUUACUACAUUAAGAGAGACAAGUACUUUGGACGACGCGUGCAUAUUGGCUGGCAGUUUGCUCGUGCCCUUGCACGAUUUCUGUACAGCGGAAAAGACAUCUGCAGCAUCGUACGCCAAAUUCCACAAUUGGUGAGCCAGUUUGAAAAAUUGCAUGCUGAGAUAAUGGAACUCAAAGGGUAUCGUCUUUAUGGCUCAUCACUGUUGCUAAUCUAUGAUGGUAACAACACCUCAAAAUGUAAUGUCAAAGUGAACCUGAUAGACUUUGCACAGUGUGUUACGCGGGACGACAUAAUCAGAAGCCACGAUUACUUUCGUAUACCGCCAAGAUCACCAGAGUCUGAAGACCGGGGAUUUCUAAGAGGCGUGCGAAGCUUAAAGUUCUACUUGCAAUGCAUAUGGAACCAUUUGACCAACGACAGCCCUUUGCUGUACGGUGACAAACUCGCUACUUACAUCCAGGACAACAAAGAAACGUUGAGCAAGCCUUGGGAUUGGCUGGAUAGCUUCGACACCGAGCCUGAACAAGAGUUUGAUGAUCCCGCUAGCGAACUUCGCAAGAAAUGGCGUAAAUACGAACUAAUAUUCGAUGUGGAACCUCGUCAUCCUGAAGAUCCUGAUAUUAGUGAAUAG